Molecule: messenger RNA, 3366 nt
Organism: Neocloeon triangulifer
Lineage: Eukaryota; Metazoa; Arthropoda; Insecta; Ephemeroptera; Baetidae
Exons: 11
Coding region: 167-2386 (739 amino acids)
Biological process (GO): proteolysis
Molecular function (GO): cysteine-type endopeptidase activity
Source: RefSeq, a predicted model, not a curated record
CUUAAAGUGGGGAACGAGGGGAAAUAGCGCCAGCUGGUGUGAGUCACCCGUCUGAUGCGGUUCUCCAUUUCUUAUUUCAGUCCAACAUUUGAACUAAACAAAAUAGACUAGUAAAGAGCAUCUGAACUGAUUACGUCGUCGCCUUCACAGGGCAUGAAAAGUAAACAUGGCUGAAGAUGACGAGGUUGACCAACCAUCAAUAGACGCUGGGAAGAGGGUAUUAGUCCCAUCAAGUGAAAAAUUGAUAGAAGAAACGCAAGGAAGAGAUGCAGAUUCAAGUCUGAGCAUUUCUUUGCCAAAAUUAGGAUUUUGGAACGGCGAUCCUGAACAGAAUGCUAGAACCGUUUGCAUAUGCGUGGUUCAUUACACUUUUGCCGGUCAAAGGGGCGACCGAAGUAAAGGAGACAAAAUAGAUCUGGAAAAUUUAGAGACCGCUUUUAAAUCGCGGCGGAAUUGUCGCUUCAGACGAAUGUCUCCUGGAAAAGAGGAGCUUUAUGGCAUUUUGGAGAACAAACCAGUGUCUGGAAAUAACAGUCUCGGACAAUUGCAAGCAAAGUUUGACCUUCAACAAGAUGAGGUGCCGGAAGUUUUUGCGCUUUUCAUAAUGACGCACGGACACAAAGAAGGAUUGCUUAUGACUGAUGAAAAUGAAAUUUUAAUUGUUAGUGACAUUUUGGAAAAACUCAGUUGCCCCUUUUUGAAGGACUGUUUGAAAUUAGUAUUUGUUUCGGCUUGCAGAGGAGAUUUUUUAGACAUGACUGAAAACCGCGUUGACAUGAACGAUUCCGUCGCAAUUCCGACUGGGGUUAAUAGACUCAGCAAAGAUCUGAAGCCGGGGGAAAAUUUAGACGCAGUGAAUGUCACGACUGAACCCAACUUGCCAAAUUUUGUGAUAGUCUUUUCCUGUGUGGAAGGAUCUUUUUCUUUGAGAGAAAAUAAAACCGGAACGCAAUUGGUCCACGCAGUUUGCGAGUGUCUGAAUAAUCUUGAAUGGGACGUCGAGUUGGAAGUUUUCCUGACCAGGGUCAUGAAACUUGUGCACGACAAAGCUGCAAAACGCGAGUACGGUUGCACGCCGCAAAUCCAGAUUUUCCCCCACAGAAAGUUUACAAUUUCCAGUGCCGACGUAGAAACUCGAAGGCCUUUGGAAACAACUUUUGUCUACGAUUGGUACUCAACAAAGAAAAGGAGCCUCAGCAAAAAAGAGGCGCAUUUUUACUGGCGAGGGAACAACAUGAAAGCCAGGGAGCUCGCAAAAUUAUUUGCCAACAAAUUCAAAUUCAACGUCCAGUGCCAUUCAAAAUACAAGUGUUUGCUUUCUGCUGUGCAAGGAGAGGUGAGCGAGGACGGCUGCGUUCUGAUUUGCGUUGUCGCCCCAAUGCAUGUGGACGAGGAAACAUUAGAGUUUUACAUGACUUCAAAAAAAGGAGAUGGAGUUUCAAUAAAGGACUUCCAGUACAGCUUGAUUGGCCCUGAGAACAAGAGAUGGACUGGAAAGCCAAAAAUUUGCCUGUUCCUCAACCAUCCAUUCAUUGGAACUGACGUUAUGGGGGAAAUUCCUGAAGCAUUGGAUCUACAAAAAUGUGGUACUACACACAGUGGCCUUCUAAGCCUUAUUCUACCAAGCGAUGAUGCAACAUCCAUAAUUCACGAAGCUAUGAGUGCAGCCGACCUGCAAAGCGGAAACCUCCACUUGCAACAAGUGUUCAUGGACGUCCUAAGGACGACUGCAAAUGGCACCGAGACACAGCCGCAGUUUUGGAGCACCUUGCAGUACCUUUUGGACUUUCCGAACCCGUUCCUCCUCAUCGAUCAUUCGCCGAAACCAGGUCGCAAAGGCGUCCGUCAGAGUUUUAUCAAAAACGUCACCCUGGCGUUGAAACACAUGAUAAAGGAAAUUUUCAAAUUGGACUCUGUUGGAAAAAUGCCUUUUGAGGAAAGUUCCGACUAUAAAAUUUGUUUGCUUUCGUCUCCAUCUGGUUCAGGAAAAACUCUCUUGACGGAGCACCUGGCCGAUAAAUUGAGGCAGCGAUUGGGGCUGGUGACGGAAAUUCACGUGCCAAAGGAAUUCGACUUUCUGAAGGACUUCAACUGGGACCUUGGAGUGAAGGAGUUCAUCGAGGAGUUCAGCAAAGCCAAAAACGAGGGCCGAGAGUUCAGCCCUGGCCAGGAGAUAGUUUUGCUCGACGGUUUUGACGCAGUGGAUUUUUCAAAAAGAGAACCGGUUUUGCAAAUGUUGGCGAAAAUCGCCAAAGAGAAAAUCCCUCUUUGGAUCACGGCCCGGCCCUGCGACGAGCAGCGAAUAAUUGAGGCGUUGGGCGAAUUUCAAGUGGAACUUUUGACCAUCGACGAGUUGCAACGCGAGGAGCAAAUCGAGUUGCUCUAAAUGCACCACGACUUUGACGACGAGCAGUGCGCGCAACUCUUGACAAAAAUCGAGCAAAUGCAAGCGCAGGAUUUGCUGCAAAACCCUUCAAAUUUGGUUCAAGUUGCGAAUUUUACAACAGAAAAUCCUGAAAUAACAUUGUCCGAACUCUGUCAAAAUAUUUUGACGCAGAGAGUGAAGUUUGAAAUGAAAACGAGGGAGGGAAUCGGCGGUGAACGCUUCAUCCGAAUGCAGUUGAAAAAGAGGUUGGAACAGCUGCAGGCAAUUGCUCUGCAACACUUUGCUGGGGAAACGUUGUCUUCUAGAGAUGAAGAGGACGAGUGGAAAGUUAAUGGCAUGGGAAUCGUGACGAUUGCUGGAGGAAAAUCGACAUUCGAGAGCAAAACUCUGGCACAGUAUUUAUUAGCGAUUCUCUGGUGUGCAGGAACUAAUGAUGAGGAGGUUGAAAACAUUUCAAAGUCGGAAGAAUUGGCGCUUGUUAAAAAAAUUAAAGAGGAAAUUGAUAGCAAAUAAAUUUAUUUUGUGACAAUGUACAAUCAAUUAUUUUUUAUAUUUAUUCUGAGCUUCUAUUUCAUCAGAAAUUUUCUUUGGAUUAUAAUUCAAAUAGGCGCCUGUCGAUUAUAAUUUGCAUUUCCUUAAUUAUUUUAUUUUCUGUAGCAAUUAAAAUUCAAAUCAUUUAAAUAUCAAAUUAAAAAAUUUUUAAGAUAAUAAUUCUCUUAUUAUUUUUUGUAUUAAUAAAAUAACUGUAUUUUUCCUGAUCGGCACUAAAAUAACUUUUUUUAUUGGAAGACGGAAUAAUUAUAUCUCACAAUCUUUUUCACAAUUCUGUCAAAUUUUAAACUUACAAUUGAUAAGAAGAAAAAUAUAUUUGUAGCAGAACUACUGUAUGUGAUUUUUAUUUUAUGCAGUAGUGUUGGCCUGAUGAACUAGAAAGAAUUCAUGCUUUUUAUAAUGAAUAAAAAAUUUAAUUUUCUGGAAGA